Messenger RNA from Betta splendens (Siamese fighting fish), 1496 nucleotides. RefSeq lists its product as uncharacterized. NCBI's taxonomy places the organism in Eukaryota, Metazoa, Chordata, Actinopteri, Anabantiformes, Osphronemidae. Bases 126 to 638 code for a protein of 170 amino acids. The transcript has 3 exons. The record is from RefSeq and is a predicted model, not a curated record.
ACUGAAUAAUGAGCAGUAAACAAGGGGACCGGCAGAGACGGGGGAGGUCCAGCUUCCACUGGGCUCCAGCCUGUGCUCCUGGAAGCUAAUGGCAGUAAAAUGAGAGGAGCCCAACAACAGGAGCAAUGACGACAGACAGCUUCCAGCCCAACGGGACCGUAGCGUGGGGACAGCAGGACGAGGACGGAGGCACGCAGUUUGGGUCCAGAGUGUUUAACAUCACCCUCAUCGCUCUGUCCUUGUGUGUCCUCACCAUCACCGGCCUCUACGCCAUCACUGUCUGCUACAGCCGCACCAGGCAGUCAAAAAGAGCCCAUAUGUAUGAGAGUGCAGUGAGCCAGUGUGAGCCCGUGGACCCUGUGGCUGUCAGAGCAGUGAAGAGGUCGAGCAGCUUCACCAACCCUCUCACCUUCUUCAGGAAACAGGAAGCUGCAAAGGACAACUCCCGGAUCUACUACAUCUACAGCAACCCGCUGCCCGUGGGGCUAAAAGAGGAAGAGGAGCAGAGGAGGCAGAAGGCAGCCCAGGAUUCAGAGGAGCAGGCCGCCCUGUCGCUGACCCCGUCACUUCAAGAGUACGCCAGAGAUCCAAACAGUGGCGUCACCCUGGACCCCCCCGUAUUUUACAUGCAGCUGUAGAGGGCUUUUCUCCAUGUAGGAGCCACUGAGGGGGUUCUGUUACGCAUAGAGUUUACUUCACUGCCAUUCUAUUGUUAGCGAGCAGCAGUAGCUUCAGUGGAGCUUUGUUAAAUCUAAAAAAACGAUUGGUGGCUGUAGAGAGGAUUCAUGAGGAUGAAUAAAUAAAACCUGUCUUCAUGUUAAUCUGUCAACUGCAAAAUCAAGUUUGGUACAAGAACAAACAGGAUGCGUAAGCUGAUGGUGAAUAAUGGUGCCCAAAGUAUCUAGGCAUCACUAGUAUUAGUGGACUGUUCUGCUCCUACCUUCACUAACUAUUGAAUAGAAAACCUAGCUCGAAAGUCCAUAUACUUCGAUAUAACGAGGACCACCUACAGUACAGUGGCUACCACUGUAAUAAGCAGUUACUCUUCAGUCCAAAAGUAGUAAAAUAACAACAAGAUCACAGAUUUUUAGUGACAUUUAAUAAAACUGCUGGUAUGAUGAGCUUUACAAAAGAAGCAAUGUGUGAGACAAAGAGAAACAUGAGUCAAAUACAGAUGAUCACCGCUGCACGUCCUGGGCCACGAGCUCAGAUCGGCUGCGUCUCUCUGACGAGCCACUCCAGCGCCUCCUUCCUGCCCUGUCUGUCCAGCUCCGCUCCAACCACCUCGCGGCACUUCCUGUGGUAGUCGUUGAGCCAGGCGAGCUGAGGGACGAGGAGCAUGCGGGGUGUUAAACGUCGAGCAUGAUGCCAUAGGAGCACAUCAAACACUCACAUGUACCACGUUGCUAGUCUUAAUCAGUUUCUGUUCAUUGUAAAGUAGACUAUGUUUGAUGUGCAUUGUUUUCUAUCUGCCAAUAAAUAGCUUUUAAAAUGAA